Molecule: messenger RNA, 2113 nt
Organism: Synchiropus splendidus (mandarinfish)
Lineage: Eukaryota; Metazoa; Chordata; Actinopteri; Syngnathiformes; Callionymidae
Product: oocyte zinc finger protein XlCOF6.1-like
Exons: 2
Coding region: 90-1337 (415 amino acids)
Biological process (GO): regulation of transcription by RNA polymerase II
Molecular function (GO): RNA polymerase II cis-regulatory region sequence-specific DNA binding; DNA-binding transcription factor activity, RNA polymerase II-specific
Source: RefSeq, a predicted model, not a curated record
CUAAAGAAGCGUCGGUUUCUUCAACGUUCCAAAUCAGCAGCAUUGUAUUUAGAACAGAGUCUCUGACAGUGACUGGGAAACGAAAAGACAUGGACGGUCAGCACGCAGUUCUGGAGGUGUUCCGGGAAACUGCGGUCCAGUCGGCAAUGAGAGAGUGGAGCUGCUGUCUGGAACAGGAGGAACCUGUUACUCCCCAUGUGAAAGAGGAAGAGGAGGAGGAGCAUGUCUCCAAGUUGAACAUUGUUAUAGUGAAGAGUGAGGAUGUGAAAGAGGAAGCUGCGGCCACACUGCUCGAUCAGUGCGAGCCUCGAACAAGCAGCUUGACUCAACACAUGAAAAUAGAAGCUGAUGGAGAGGAGUGUGGAGGACCAGUCUGUCACUCUGACCACCAGAGAUCGUCGUCUACUGAGUCUGACACAGAUGACAGUGAAGACUGGAGGGAAGCGAGGAUGUCUCAGGCAGGUCCACAGUCUGAGGAGAGAGAUGAUCACAGAUCGCUUAUUUGUUUGGGAUGUGGGAAAAUGUGUUCUUCAAAGACUGGACUGAGUCUGCACAAAAGAACAUGCACAGACGGGAACUCUCUCUCCUGCUUGGUCUGUGGGAAAAACUUUACCAGUCGCGGUUGUCUCAAGACCCAUGCAAGAAUUCACACUGGCGAAAGGCCAUUCUCUUGCACACACUGUGGAAAAUGCUUUAAUCGGAGCGGACAUCUAAUGAAGCACAUGAGAAUCCAUAUUGGGAUCAAACCGUUUGACUGUACAGAAUGCGGAAAGUGUUUUAUUGAAAAACAUGAUCUGAUGGCCCAUAUGAGAAUUCAUACCGGAGAGAAACCCUACAGUUGUCCAGAAUGUGGUAAGACUUAUAAACGUAAAUUCCAAGUGACAAUUCACAUGAAAAGUCACACAGGAGAAAAACCAUUUUGUUGUUCAGUAUGUGGGAAGGGUUUCAGUCGGAGAGGGCAUCUGACAGAUCAUACCAAGAGCCACACAGGAGAGAAACCCUUCUGCUGUGCAGAAUGUGGGAAAUGUUUUCCGCUGAAAAAUCAUCUGAAGACUCAUAUGAGGAUUCACACAGGAGAGAAACCAUUCAUCUGUUCACAGUGUGGGAAGUGCUUUAAACAGGCCGAGCAUCUUAAAGCUCACCUGAGAAGUCACACGGGAGAGAAGCCGUUUGUCUGUUCAGAAUGUGGACGGUCGUUUAGCCAGAGUCAGCAUCUAAAGACUCACAUGAGAACCCACACUGGACAGAAACAGUUCAGCUGCUCGGUAUGUGGGAAAUGCUUCACGAAGAAAGCGUAUCUUCUGGCUCACUUUGCUCGUCACUCAGAGAAACAGUAGAACUUCUUCCUUCACCUUAGUGUUUUUGUGAGCAAGACCGGACAGCAGGAAUGGGUUGAGACCCCUCAGAGAGAGUGCUUUCUGAAAGCCCACCUGGAAUGUCACGUCUCUCCUGGCAUCGCUUUUGAUGACUCAACUGUUGCAUUAACAGCAGAAACUCACUGACCAAUCAGUAUCAACUGGAAAAGGAACAGCGUCUUCACACUGAAUUGUGUUUUCACCUGGAGAUGAUAAACCAGUUCAGUUCAUUUGAACAGUUAAGUGAAAUGAACGUGGACCGUUUUUCCAGAAUCAUGUAUUUGUUUGUGUUGUUUGAUUUCACUCCAUCAGAUUUGUCAUCAUGUUCAGAAACUUAAAAUUAUGUCUUAAAUAUCAAUGUGUGGAACCAGUAGUUUCUCUGUGUGAUUACAAAGUACGACUGGCUUGCAGGUGGUCUGGUCAGUUCUUUUCACCAAAACUGCUCAAAAUGAUUCCACCUCUCGUAAAAACAAGAAAUUCCUUUGUGUGAGUCGCUGAUCUGAUUCACUCCUUUGAGGUAAGGUUCAGUUCGUUUCAAAUGUAUCAUUUAGAAUCAGAUCAUGACCAAACUGUUCAAAAACAUCUAAAGAAGACUUUUUACAGAGAGCGCGGAUGAUCACCUUGGAUAGGAAAUUCACUCCGCUGCCACAUCCCCCUGCCACAGUACCAUUGCACCUGAGUGUGUCUCUUGAUAAGGAUUCCUCAUCCAGAUUCCCAGCUCCCAACUUCCCAACUCUCCGCUUCCUCCCACGAGGAUC